AUGUCGGAAGUCUGUGUACCAGAAUCGACCCGGAGAUUGACGAUGACAACUCGGUGUCAAGUUGAGUCUAUCUUAGCACAACAGGAUGACCGGCUUCUCGUCAUUGUUAGGCCACGAUUGGCGCAGGGCUCUGCAAAGAUCCUCAAGCUCUGUCACAGACUUCAGCGCCUGGGCCAAAACAGCUGCAACGAUGUUAUGAUGGUGUUGCAAGUUAACCCGGAGAAUGUUUGCGCCUCUGUGAACGGCGGGUCACCCAGAUAUACAAACCAGCCAGUUGGUUACAUGACCAAUGAGCAGGGAUCUACAACGAGUGGAAUACCUGUGGCUGCCGAAAUACGAGGUACCAUCUUGGUCCACUACGUCCCCGAUCUGCUCUCCUUAGGGCUUGCUGCUGGCUGCGAGGUACAGUCUCAGUCCCUUCGAGAACUAGUGUCUGGAUUGCCUUUUCCGAUCGGCUUGAGAAACAACUCCGGCGUUCCUAUAGAUGCCAUCAAGUCCUCGGCGGAACAACACCAGUGCUUCGGAAUAACAAAAUUAGGGCAGCUUGCAGUUAUCUCUACAGCUGGUAAUGCGCACGCCUUCACCGUUUUACCGGGGAAUUCAGAUCUCAUCGACCAGACGCUACCACAAAUUCGAAAGGGAGGAGGAGAAUUGCAACAAACGAGUAGUUGGCGAUCUAUCGUCAUUGACUGUUCAUACGAAACACCCACUGAUAUACCUCGCAAUGCCGCUGUAUUGGCUCACGUUGCAGCACUUCUGCAGAAUGGCGAAACCUCUCUCACGGGUAUAGUCGUCGAGGCAGACAUUACAGGUGAAAGAAGAACCUCGAAUAUUGGUACGGACUGGGCUAGCGUUGAGGCUACCAUUGAGGAGCUGAGUGCUUGUGUGCGCGCGCGACGCGCUAUUGUUAAGGCUCGGAAGGAUGCUGGCCAUUGUUACUGUUAGAUUGUAUUAGCCUUGUCGGCAUAGAAAAGAUUGCUUAGACCUUACAUAUUCCAGC
Messenger RNA from Emericellopsis atlantica, 1000 nucleotides. RefSeq lists its product as uncharacterized. Bases 1 to 945 code for a protein of 314 amino acids. Gene Ontology annotation, molecular function: 3-deoxy-7-phosphoheptulonate synthase activity. Gene Ontology annotation, cellular component: cytoplasm. The record is from RefSeq and is a predicted model, not a curated record. NCBI's taxonomy places the organism in Eukaryota, Fungi, Ascomycota, Sordariomycetes, Hypocreales, Bionectriaceae. The transcript is spliced from 3 exons. Gene Ontology annotation, biological process: aromatic amino acid biosynthetic process.